This is a messenger RNA of Branchiostoma belcheri (Belcher's lancelet), 3994 nucleotides long. RefSeq lists its product as uncharacterized. The transcript is spliced from 25 exons. The record is from RefSeq and is a predicted model, not a curated record. Bases 483 to 3758 code for a protein of 1091 amino acids. Gene Ontology annotation, molecular function: protein binding. Lineage: Eukaryota; Metazoa; Chordata; Leptocardii; Amphioxiformes; Branchiostomatidae.
UCCAUCCAUAUAAUUCACAGCCAUACCUUCUUGAGUUAUCGUGCUGAAACACAUGAAUAAUACCUUUUUUCCUUGGAAAGUGCACACAAUGCUACACUAUCAGGUUCGCUCCUAAGGCGUCGCCAAAAAAAUCAAUUCUGCUGUGACCUGCGGUGACACCAGAAGUUGGCGUUGCCAAAAAAUUGGUGACCUUUAACCCCGUUUCCAGGAUACCCGGCUACACUGCACUGACUUACCUUAUCCCAGCUGACAUAAGCCUACUUACUUAUACGUUACUAAACUUUAUCGAUUGUUUGACUCUGUCAAGCUUCAUCGACAGGCUUAUUUUGAUAGGAUAAUGUAAAGUCAACUUAUAAAUGCAGGCGCGUCUGCUGACGACUGGGGGCGAUAUCGAUGUACGCGUGCCGAGACGUGGACUGGACAGAUACAGUUGAUCAGCACACCUGUAAGUGAGACCAGGAAGUGUUCGGACAGUCUCAGCCAUGUCUCUGCGGACAAGAAUAAACGGUUUCACAGCAUGGGUGAACCUGCGGCUGGUGUCCUACAGUCUGUCCAUCAGUAACAUCCUCAAUGAGCUGCUGACUGGAAGUCAUCUGAAGAUGUUGGUACAAAGUUUUACAGGAAUGCAAAUGAAGAAACUACAGAGCAUGGAUGGUUUGACAGAGACACAGAAACUCACACGAGUGGAGUGGGCUGUAACUGCAUUGAAAAAAAGUCAGGUGAUAGAAGAAGAAGCCAGGAUAGACUGUCGUCUGGUGACCAUGCGCAGUGCUGAUCACGUGUUUGAUCUGAUGUGGCACCUGAUAGCUUAUGACAUCUGGUUCCUGUGGGAGAGGGCAGAUUACCUGCAGCAGGAGGAUCUCAAAGUGCUGACUCAGGUUCCAUACAAGUGGACCCCUGAGCCACCGCCUCUCAAGAAAAAACCUAAAAGGAAAAUGAAGACAGACCUGCUGGCUGGAUUUGGUGCCAAAGCAAGUGUAGCAGACGGGCCAGAGGAACUGGGUGAGGACCAAUCUCAGCAUGACAGAUAUCCUGGGACAGAAGUUGCCCUGUCCUACAAAAAAAAUCUACCUCGAGGUGGCUGGCUGUCCUAUCCAUCCCCAGAUGACUGCAUUUUGGAUCUGGUCUGCGCCCAGUUAGCACGGGUGCGAGAAGGGAGUAAGUUAACUGUGGAAUGCCUGGAUGACAUUGCAGACAGCAGAGUUCUUUGUGCACUCAUCAACUCUUUUGUCCCCGGAACAUUUACAACAGAAGUGCUGUUAAAUGACAGGUGGACAUUAAACCUUGCACUACAAACAAUAGGAGCGAUGACUUAUUGUUCAGUGCCGAUGACGUCUCAGGACUUGGUAGAGGCAGAUCCCAAGGCUCUGUCAGCUUUUAUGUGCUUCUUCUUCAUGAGUUGUUUCAAGUUCCGUCAGAGCCGUGCUGUGAAGGCAAGAGUACACGAGUUACAUCUUCUUAUGCAGGAGGUGGGAGCAGAGCUGGACACCCUGCCUGACGUGGCUGGUAAUAUGGCUGAAUUACGACACAAAAAGGAGCUCAAGUCCAUGCAUGAUGCAUACAGGGAGGAGUUAGAAGAGUUACAGCAGAACUAUGACAUCAAGUUCUGUGAGGACUGGGUGGAACAUGUGGCAGACAUUCAGUUACAGACGCACAAACAGGUUGCCUCAAAAAUGAAGGAACGAUAUGAGGUAUUGACUGUGCCAAGGAGCAUCACAAUCAACGAAAUGUGCAUCACACUUCUCAUCAACUUGAGUCUGACUCAGGGAGCAGGAUUUUACCGCAUGGACAGCAAAGAAAUAGUCACUGCUGAUCGCAGACUGGUUCUGUUCCUACAUAAGACUGGUCAGUACGUGGAUGACCAGGUGAAGGCGUCCAGUGGUGUUUCUGUGAGAAGCCGGUUGGGACUGCAGGAUGACCAGCCACAGGAGAUCAACCCAGCACUGUACCCACAGUAUCAAAUCUUUGUUGGAGAGUCCGUCACGAAACAAGCUGCUGAAAACUGGAAGUGUCUUCUGUAUCAGGUGUUUCCAUGCAGCACGUUACAGUGGCAGCGUAUGAUGAUGAAAGCAGGCAAAGAAGGAGAUGAUGAGAUGAUGAACAAGUUGGUGUCUUUUUUCCGCGUGUCACAUCCAUCCUUCAUCAACUCACAGGAGGCCAGCACUGGCAACAGUGUUCUACAUGUGGCAUCUCGUGCAGGACAUUUUAACAUUGUACGAUAUUUGCUCAAAAAUGGAGCCAAUGUCAACUUGCGUAAUGCCAGCGGAGGCACGCCCCUGUUCUCUGCUGCGGAGGGGUUACACCGCCGGGUAGCCCAGCUCCUGCUGGAGUGGGGAGCUGACGUCAACGCUAAGAACUUCAGAUGUAUGACAGCCUUGGAAGGUCUGAGGAGUGAUGAGUUAAAAGACAACUUGACUGCUGUCACCUCAUACCUCACCAGCAUUGUGCCAAAGAUCAUGGAGGGUGACAUGCAGACAUUAAAGAGGGUUGUCCAGGAUCAUGUGAUGGGAGUGCACCAUUUUGCUGACCUCAGUAGUCGCUGCAUCAGUGGCAGCACCCUACUCCACACGGCUGCUUACUUUGGAGCAACAUCAGUUGCCAAAGAACUGCUGAAGGAAAGGAUCGAUGUUAACUUGUCGGACUACAAAGGAGCGACUCCUCUACAUCGGGCGAGGGACAAAGCUACCAUCCAGUUGUUGCUGGACAGUGGUGCUGGCAUCAAUGCCCGUGAUUAUGAGGGCAACACUCCUCUGCACAUCCUCUGCUACGGUGAGAAGGGUCAGCCCUCACAGCUGGACUGUUUACAAGCCUUGCUGGACUCUGGUGCCCACAUUACAUUGUGCAACAAGAAAGGCCUGCUUGCAGCGCACUGCUGUGCCAUGCAGGGUCGCACAGAAACAAUCCAGCUGCUUGUUGACAGAGAUGUGGACGGAGCCAUGAGGGCGGCAAUAGAAGAAGGGACAAAUCUGCCCAGCUUGACGUACCUCGCUGUGGUCAAUGGAUUCCUGGCCUGUGCCAUGUGGCUUGUGCAGGCAAACUUUGCCCUAAAGGCGGGAGAAGCAGACCAGCUACUUCAGAUAGUGUUGAUGAAGAGAGACAUGGAAGAUGCAGCGAUGUUUGUCCAGUUCCUGUUGGAUAACCAAGCAGAUGUGGGGGUCAGAUUUGCACAGGGGAACACUCCGCUGCACCUGGCAGCUGCAUCUGUGACAGCUGUGGAAUCCCUCCAGCUGCUACUAUCAUAUGGAGCUGAAGUUGAUGCUACAAAUGACUUGCAGGAAACUCCACUGUUCAAUGCUGUCCAGGCUAAUAACCACUAUGCAGCAAGCAUACUUAUCAACCAUGGUGUGAACGUGAGGUGUGUGAACCUGGUGGGACUGACAGCAUUUGAUCAGAUCCAGGACUUUGAUGAGUGGCUGGAAUGUAGCUUCUUCAGUGAUGAGAUAAAAGCCAGGAUGAAAGCCUUUAGUCUGAAGCAUGCCCGAGACCUUGUCCGUGCUAUCACCAAGAAAGUGAAGACUGCUGCCCCCCUUUCAUCUGCCAGACUACCAGGUCUGAACACUAGUGCACACUGGGAAAAGUCCCGAGUGGAGGCUGCGACGCCAACGUCGAGCCAUCGUAUUCAGACAGCCCCGCCCCUCAGCAGAGCUCCUGGUACAGGACGCUCCAUCAGCACACAGAUGUUUCAGAGACGGGCUAUAUCAGCUAUGAGCUACACAGGACACUCACAGUCACAGACGGCAUCCACAUCUGGACUGUAGCAGCUCCGGUGGUGGACUCCUGCCAUUCCUGCCUUAGGCCACACCAAUUUAAUUUCUUGGUUAACAGAUUUUUCUAGAAAAAUAAUGGAGUGGGCGGGCAAAAAAAAUAAAAAUAAAAACAGGCCUAGGCAUCCUAUUAUGGCCCAAAAUGGUAUGAUAGGAGCCAUGCAGUCAACACACCAGGUUGGUUCAAAAUUUAAACAAUGAAUUUUGAACUUCUAAUGAUACCACUGCAU